Messenger RNA from Meloidogyne enterolobii, 1455 nucleotides. The record is from the annotation of a GenBank genome assembly. NCBI's taxonomy places the organism in Eukaryota, Metazoa, Nematoda, Chromadorea, Rhabditida, Meloidogynidae.
UCUGUCUCUAUUUUAAAGACAGAAUCCACUUUUAAGGUUUCUGGCCAAUGGAGUAUUUCACCAACCGGUGUUCUUCUAGUCACUCUUCUACGGUCCAACUUUUCUGUUUUUAUCAAAUGGACAGUGGAAAGCCACGAUGGGAAAGUUUCUCAAGUUAUCGAAGUUAUCCCCAAGAAUGGAUUAAAGAAGUGAAUCAGCAAAGAUUUGUAAACUUCAGCGUCCUCCAAUUGUCUAUUUUAAUUGCACAACCUGAAGAUAGUGGUCCAUUUCAUUGUAUUCUACCAAAUAAUAGACGUAAUAGUUUACACCUCCAAAUUAGAGAUGAGUAUUGUCAACCCAUAGCCAAUAGUUCCCCAACCUUAAAUAUUCAUUACUCGUCAACUGCUGGCCCUCAUCUCACAAACAAAUCGCAUCUAUUUUUGGGCACAGUUGCACAGUUUUCUUGCUCUUCGGGAUAUCAAAUUCUCAAUCAACGCCCUCUGAUUUGUUUGGAAGGCGGCCAUUGGUCUCAGCUAGCUCCAACAUGCACUCACAUUCAAUGCCCUCCGAUUAUUCUCCACCAUCCUCAAUUACAUUGUCAAGUAAGCAGUUAUAGACCUGGGGGAUCAGCACAUUGUAGUUGUAAUCCGACACAUGAAUUAAUUGGAAGGGCUACCUUUAAAUGCGGUUUAGACGGCCUUUGGGAGGAAGAGUUGCCUAAAUGUAGAGAAAUUAAAUGUUCAAUGCCUUCAUUACCUCCACCUAUUUUUGUUAAAACCCACGUUCCAUCGUUCUCAUCGACUUCUGAGAUGAAUCCUAUCACGUUUAGUGUUGGGCAUUUAUUGUUGCUUCAAUGUCCACAGUCUUAUUUGUUAACUGGUUCGUUAAUAUUUUAAUUGACACUGGUAAGGGAGAGGGGAGACUAAUUGGUUAGUAUUUAAAGAAUCUGCUAGGCGAGGUUUAAGAUCUAUUAAAAGAGAAGGUAAGAGCAUCAUUGUGGUGGCUCCGUCGGUAGAGCAGCGCCUUACUUGAGGAGCGAAAGCGCCUAGCAAUAACUGCUAAGAGGCGAUGGAGGCCUGUUCCUGGACUCUGGGUUUGAUUUAUUGACUGGGCCGGAUCCUGGGCCUGAAGUCCAGGAAAACCCCAGGAAUGUAAAAAAUGCCUGGGCCUGGACUCUGGGUACAGGAAAACCCCAGGCCUUUGUCCAAACCCAGUUCGAUCUCUAAUGCCUACUCGAUACUAUGUAUACAGCGCCUAGCAAUCUCUAUGUAAAAAUUAAGGGUCUGAUUUUUUACUCUGUCAACCAGAUGGAUAUUGGAGUGAAUUGAGAACACGAUGCGAGCAAAUUUGUCGUUUCCCUGGACAAAUUAAACACGGAAAUACAAUCCACCCUCCAAAGGAUCAUUAUUUGGUUGGCGAACGGAUAUUUUAUUAUUGCGAUAAAGGAUAUAAUCUCAACAAUGAAAACAUUCUUGA